Molecule: messenger RNA, 404 nt
Organism: Wasmannia auropunctata (little fire ant)
Lineage: Eukaryota; Metazoa; Arthropoda; Insecta; Hymenoptera; Formicidae
Product: cytochrome P450 6k1-like
Exons: 2
Molecular function (GO): iron ion binding; oxidoreductase activity, acting on paired donors, with incorporation or reduction of molecular oxygen; monooxygenase activity
Source: RefSeq, a predicted model, not a curated record
GAAGGCCUAUUUAAAACUAUUCAUUAAUUUUUUUAAAUAGAUAUUCAACUGACGUCAUCAUGUCAACAGCUUUCGGUGUUAAAUCUAAUUGCAUUGAGGAACCAAAUAGCGAAUAUCGAAUCCAAGGGAAAAAAGCUAUAGAAAUAGGAAAUGGAUUUUGGAUCGCCUUAUUUAUGUUUGCGCCACAAAUUAUGGAUUUCUUUUCCAUCCCCAUUACAAGCCGACAAGUCACGAGUUUUUAUAUGAAUUUGUUUCGAGAAACUGUAAAAUACAGACAAGCUCAUAAUAUUGUCAGACACGACUUUAUGAAUAUGCUCAUACAACUCGUGAACAAGGGCUACGUUGAUCUUGACGAUGACAAGAAAAACGAAUCAUCAAUCGUAAAUAAACUUACCAUGGCGGAA